Messenger RNA from Daldinia childiae, 717 nucleotides. RefSeq lists its product as uncharacterized. NCBI's taxonomy places the organism in Eukaryota, Fungi, Ascomycota, Sordariomycetes, Xylariales, Hypoxylaceae. The coding region runs from base 1 to 717 and encodes 238 amino acids. The transcript has a single exon. The record is from RefSeq and is a predicted model, not a curated record.
AUGGCCGAUUAUCGGAUCUUCACCAGCAACUGGUGGGAGGCAGUAAAGGCACUCGCGAUCGCCUUUACGUACUUUAAAAUAUAUCACGUUAUCGGAAAAGGUCCUACUAUCCCAGAGCCUUACGUAUUACGGUCCAAUGCUGAUUCUGGUCGCACUCCGACCCCCAUUCCCGCCCCUGUCCCUACCCCUGACAAUGUGCCGGCUCCUGCACCAGCUCCAGCUCCAGCACCAGCUCCAGCUCCAGCUCCAGCACCAGCUCCAGCUCCAGCUCCAGCUCCAGCUCCAGCUCCAGCACCUGCACCUGUACCGGCCCCAGCACCGGCUCCAGCACCGGCUCCUGCCCCCGCCCCCACACUUCCUCCUCCCUCACUUGCUCCCUUCCCUGGUCCCUUAUCUCCGCUACCUCCCGUGGCGCCUGUUCCCGCUCCCGCUCCCGCUCCCGCUCCCCGACGCCGAGUUCAAUUUCAAGACAUACCAAAAACCUCGGGUCCGGCUCAGGUACGAUACCAGAGCCAGGAGAAAACCAAGUAUCAUCCUCAAGGCCAGCCCACAACCCAACACACGGCAAACCCCAUUCAAUGGACGACGGCCGGGCCGUCAACGAAGGCCCCGCCGGCGGCACAGCCUUACCCUGUGCAGCCGGAGAUGAAGCGAGCGUGCAACGGAUCGUUUCCGGCUAACGCGAUACACACCCUAGCGUAUCCGAAGAAGAAGUAG